UUUUUUUAAAUUUUAUUUAUUUUAUGUACACUGUAGCUGUCUUCAGACACACCAGAAGAGGGCAUCAGACUCAACACAGAUGGUUGUGAGCCACCAUGUGGUUGCUGGGAAUUGAACUCAGGACCUCUGGAAGAGCAGUCAGUGCUCUUAACCGCUGAGCCAUCUCUCCAGCCCCCAAGGUUUGAAAUUCUUGCUCUUAGAGCAACUUGCUUACUAGUAGGUCAAUCCAUCGUUGUCAAGUACAUCUAGAGUUAAUCAGCUUUGGCUAGUUUUCAACUAAAUAUAUUUUCUAGCUCACCCACCUACAUGCCUGUCUCUAACACUACUACCAUUGUCCUGUCUCAGAGCUGGAAAUGAGACUCACUUGGUAGGUUGCUUGUUUAGUAUGCACAAGAUCCUAUGUUCCAUCCCCUGCAGUGUGCAUAAACCUUCUGUCAUGGUGCACAGCUGUCAUCAAACUUGGGAGGUGGAGGCAGAAGGACCCAACAUUGAGAAGUGAGCCAUCCCAAUUCUGGACUGAAUCCUCCUGCCUCUUUGUAGUCUUCUUAAUUUUAUGUGUAUAGGUAAUAUUGCAGCAUGUAUGUCUAUGCGUGCCUGGUGCCCUUGGAGGACAGAAGAGGGCAUCGGAUCCCCUGAAUCUGGAGUUAUAGGCAGUUGUGAGCCACCAUGUGGGUGCUGAAAAAUGAACCCGAAUUCUCUGACAGAGCAGCCAGUGCUCUUAACUGCGGAACCAUCUCUCCAGUCCUCUGUCCUUUCGUGAUUCCUACCCUAACAUGGAUGGUCUCACACAAACGCCUUUCUCCCUGAGCCUCAACCAGAGGCUUACCUAUCAUAAACUCUGUCCCCUUUCCAGGCUGGAUCGCAGAAUUCCUGGUGUCCUGAACUAGAAGAGACUUGGACCUGUCCAAGUUUGUCCAUUUUCAGGCCCUACAUCACAGAAGGCCAAUCGUGUUCCUUUCUCCUCUACCGCCUCCCCUCCCUCGGGUUUUCCCAGGCUGGUGCUUCUGCUCUAGACCGUCGCAGCUGAUGACGCGAUCGAUGAGCGACGUAGGAAGGUCACACGGGCUUUUCCAACAUGGCGGCCGCAGCUCUGCGGGGCGGCUGGUGCCGCUGUCCGCGGAGGUGCCUAGGCAGCGGAAUACAAUUUCUCUCCAGUCACAACCUACCCCGUGGUGGUUCAAGCUACCAGAUAAGCCGGCCAGGAGGAGAGCUGACGCUGACUAAAUCUUAUUCUUCUGGGAGCAGAAAAGGGUUUUUGUCAGGCUUGCUAGAUAACAUCAAACAAGAAUUAGCCAAAAACAAAGAGAUGAAAGAAAGUAUAAAGAAGUUCCGAGAUGAGGCCAAGAAACUAGAAGAGUCGGAUGCCCUUCAGGAAGCCAGAAGAAAAUAUAAAACCAUCGAAUCAGAAACUGUGCGAACUAGUGAAGCAAUAAAGAAGAAGCUCGGAGAAUUGACAGGCACAGUGAAGGAGAGUCUUGAUGAAGUCAGUAAGAGUGACCUUGGCCGCAAGAUCAAGGAAGGAGUAGAAGAGGCUGCCAGGACAGCCAAGCAGUCAGCAGAGUCAGUGUCCAAGGGCGGGGAGAAGCUGGGCAAGACGGCGGCCUUCAAAGCCAUCUCCCAGGGUGUAGAGUCGGUGAAGAAGGAGAUUGAUGAGAGCGUGCUCGGACACACAGGGACAUACCGCCGGCCUGAGCGGCUCCGGAAAAGGACAGAGUUUGCUGGAGCAAAGUUCAAAGAAAGCAAAGUGUUCGAGGCUAAUGAGGAAGCAUUAGGGGUUGUGCUACACAAGGACUCCAAGUGGUACCAGCAGUGGAAGGACUUCAAAGAUAACAAUGUUGUAUUCAACCGUAGGUGGAUAGAUGAUCCACAUUCUGAAGUGUGGGCAGGCUCAGGCCCACAGAUGGCUUGCCUAGAACUGACCCGUGUCAAGAAGAGGAGUCUUGCAGGGAGUUCUCAGAACUGGAGUCAGGGUAUUUCGUCAGAAGGCCCCUUCCUCUAGCUCCUGUAUGUAU
Molecule: messenger RNA, 2012 nt
Organism: Rattus norvegicus (Norway rat)
Lineage: Eukaryota; Metazoa; Chordata; Mammalia; Rodentia; Muridae
Source: RefSeq, a predicted model, not a curated record